Molecule: messenger RNA, 2236 nt
Organism: Eptesicus fuscus (big brown bat)
Lineage: Eukaryota; Metazoa; Chordata; Mammalia; Chiroptera; Vespertilionidae
Gene: DIPK2B
Product: divergent protein kinase domain 2B
Exons: 5
Coding region: 100-1383 (427 amino acids)
Source: RefSeq, a predicted model, not a curated record
GUCAACACUCUGAAGUCAGCCCCCUUGCUUUUGCCAAGACCUGCCUCUGCACAGCCCCGAGUGGACAGCUGGAGGCUGCAGCUGGAGGCCUGGGCCCCGAUGGAGCCCCGGCUGGGGCCUGGGGCUGCUGCCCCCCGCCUGGGCUGGCCGGCUCAGCUGCUCUGGGUCUCAGCCCUGAGCUCUGCUGUCUCCUCGCCGGCUCCUCCUUCUCCUAGAACCAGCUACAAUUUGGGAAGAUCUGUCCUCGGCCUUGAUAAAUGCAAUGCCUGCAUUGGAACAUCUAUUUGCAAGAAGUUUUUUAAAGAAGAAAUAAGGUUUGACAGCUGGCUGGCCACCCACGUCGAACUGCCUCUGGGCUACUUGCCUUCUUACCCUGCAAAUUACUCAGAUGAUUCCAAAACCUGGCGCCCUGUGGAGAUAUCGAGGCUGGUCAGCACACAGCAGCAUGAAAUCUCAGACAGGAGAAUCUGCGCCUCUGCGGCAGCCCCAAAGACCUGCAGCAUCGAGCGUGUCCUAAGGAAAACAGGAAGGUUCCAGAAAUGGCUGCAGGCCAAGCGCCUCACCCCGGACCUGGUGCAGGGCCUGCCCAGCCCUCUCCUGCGCUGCCCAUCACAGCGCCUCCUGGACCGCGUGGUCCGGCGCUACGCCGAGGUGGCCGACGCGGGCAGCAUCUUCAUGGACCACUUCACGGACCGCGACAAGCUGCGCCUGCUCUACACACUGGCUGUCAAUGCGCACCCCAUCCUCCUACAGAUCUUCCCUGGAGCUGAGGGAUGGCCGCUGCCCAAGUACCUGGGCUCCUGCGGCCGAUUCCUGGUCAGCACCAGCACCAGCCCGCUGCAGGAAUUCUACGCUGCGCCCCCAGACCAGGCAGCCGACCUGGCCCAUCAGCUCCUCAGGAUCCUGGAGUCCCUGCGGAGUAACGAUCUGAACUACUUCCUCUACUUCACCCAUGUGGAUGCCUCCAUGUUUGGCAUCUUUAACAACGGGCAUCUGUUCAUCCGGGAUGCCAGUGCCCUGGGCGUCAUCGACAGGCAGGAAGGCAGCCCAGCAGCCGCCAGGGCAGCAGAGAAUCAAGACAUCUUCAGCUGCCUGGGGGCUGGCUGCCAGGCCGGGCUGCCCCCCUGUGACGCGGUCCCCGAGAAGCAGAGCGUGGUGCUGGUGUGUCGGCAGGUCCUGCCUCAGCUUCUCCAGGGGAAGUUCCCCUCUGCCGUGCAGGAGCAGAUAGACGUCCUCCUGGCUAAGUGUGGGGAGGGCGCCCGCCCAGACCCCGAAGUCCUGGAGGCCGCUAGCCAGCUGAAGAGCAUCUUGAGACCCCUGAGGACAUGUGACCCCAGAUUUGCCUACCGCUACCCAGACUGCAGGUAUAAUGACAAGUUCUGAGGGGCUGGAGCCUGGCUGGCCUCCAGGGACCACAUCCUCCGCUCUCCGUUCCCCGGUUGGAUUGGUGCAAGUUGGAAAGGAAAAGCUGUUUCAGGCAUGAAGAGAAAUGCACAUUCAUUUCCCAGGCGCUGAGGAACAUUCCAACCAUCUGCAGCACUGACAUUGGCCUCGUUGGCUGCAACAUCACAAAAGAACCAGGGCUGGGCAUCAGAAGAUCCAGGGGUGGCCCUCGCCAGUUUGGCUCGUUGGAUAGAGCGUCGGCCUGUGGACCGAAGGGUCCCGGGUUCAAUUCCGGUCAAAGGCAUGUACCUUGGUUGCAGGCUCCUCCCCAGCCUGGGCCUGGUCAGGGCACAUGCAGGAGGCAACCAAUCGAUGUGUUUCUCUCACAUCGAUGUUUCUCUCUGUCGCUCCCUCUCUCUCCCACUCUCCCUAAAAAGCAAUGGAAAAACAUCCUCGGGUGAGGAUUAAGAAAAAAGAAAAAGAUUCAGGUGUGGCCACCCCUUCACCCUCUGAACCUGUUCCUCUGCGCUCCCUCCCUCAGGCCAGGUGGCUAUACAGCGCGUUCAGAAGCACACAGGCGGGAGAAUGACACAGACAGUGAGGUCCAGAGGCUGGUGUGGAGAGAGAGGCCCCUGGCCAGUAGCAUGUUAGGUUACACUCAGACAAAAGGGGCCGGUUCCUGCUCCCCAUGGCCCUGAGCUAGCCCUUCUGUCACUCCCUGUCCCCCCAAACACACACACACACCACCUCAGGGUAAGAAGACUACAGGCGGAAUAUAAUGAACAGCAUAAACUGAUGAACAAAAAUAGAUCCAGAGACACAGAAGCAUCGAACAGACCAACAAACCUCAGAG